This is a messenger RNA of Lolium rigidum, 1517 nucleotides long. RefSeq lists its product as uncharacterized. The record is from RefSeq and is a predicted model, not a curated record. The transcript has a single exon. Gene Ontology annotation, molecular function: double-stranded DNA binding. NCBI's taxonomy places the organism in Eukaryota, Viridiplantae, Streptophyta, Magnoliopsida, Poales, Poaceae. Gene Ontology annotation, cellular component: chloroplast. Bases 76 to 1275 code for a protein of 399 amino acids. Gene Ontology annotation, biological process: regulation of DNA-templated transcription; chloroplast organization.
GAGCGCAGUGUAGACGAUGGUACAGCGCUGCCGCUAGCGGCUGCGGCUGCGGAUUACGCAACCGGGUCAAAAAAAAUGGCCACUCCCUCACCGCCACGUCUCCUCCCCUACCCCGCCAUGCUCCUCUCCCCCAUGCCUAUCCUCUUCCUCGCCGCCGGUCCGCUCGCCGCCGUUCACUUCCCCUCCCGCUGCCGCCUCCGCCUCCGUUUCGCCCACGCCGUCGCUGCUGCUGCCGCCGCUGCCACCACUCCGGAGAACAACUUCGCCGUCGAGGACUACCUCAUCGCCAACUGCCACCUCACUCAGCCGCAAGCCCUCAAGGCCUCCAAGAACCUCGCCCACCUCAAGUCCCCCGCCAACGCCGACGCCGUGCUCGCAUUCCUCGACGCCCUCGGCUUCUCCCCCAAGGAGGUGGCCGCCGCCGUCGCCUCCAACCCGCGCAUCCUCUGCGCCCGCAUCGAGCGCUCCCUCGCGCCCAUCUCCGCGGAGCUCCGCGCCCUAGGCCUCUCCCACUCCCAGAUCGCCCGCCUCGCCAAGAUCGCCGGCCGCUACUUCCUUUGCCGCAGCUUCGUCUCCAAGGUCCAGUUCUGGCUCCCCCUCUUCGGCUCCCCAGAGAGGCUCCUCCAGGCCAGCGACUGGAACUACUGGCUCCUCACCUCCGAUCUCGAGAAGGUGGUCGAGCCCAACGUCGCCUUCUUCAAGCAAUGCGGCCUAAGUGCUUGUGACAUUUCCAAGCUGCUCGUGGCCGCGCCGCGCCUGGUCACCAUGCACCCGGAGUACGUCCAGGACUCCGUGCGGCGGGCCAUCCAGCUCGGCGUGUCCCCGGGCUCGCAGAUGUUCCGCCACGCCAUCUCCACCGCCGGCUGCAUCGGCCCGGAGAAGGUGGACGCCAAGAUCGCCGUCCUCAGGGAGACGCUCGGGUGGUCGCAGGAGGAGGUGAGCCUGGCCAUCAGCAAGGCGCCCAGGAUCCUGGUCGCCUCCCAAGAGAGGCUCCGCCGCAACGCCAACUUCCUUGUCAACGAGGUCGGCUUGGCGCCGCAGUACAUCGCGCGCCGGUCGGUGCUGCUCAUGUACAGCCUCGAGAGGAGGCUCAGGCCCCGGCAUCUCGUGGUGAAGCUUCUCAAGAACAGAAGGCUGAUCGAGCAAGACCGGUGCUUCUUCAACGUGGUGGCGCCGACGGAAGACAAGUUCUUGGAGAAGUUCGUUGCCCCCUUCGAGGAUUGCAUCCCGGGCCUCGCCGAUGCGUACGACUCUGCUUGUGCCGGCGACCACUGAACAGUGACUACAACAAGAUCCUGGAGGCCCGCGUGCGUAGGUAGGUGUGUAUACUCUCCACUGUACAACCUCAUUCUACUGAUGAACAAUAGCAGAUCCCCAUGGCCAUUUAGUGUAGAUUCAUUACAGCCAACCACAGCGAGGUGGAUGUUUAUACUCUGAACUUGGAAGUGUUCAUUACUGAUUGAACAUUGGGUUUGGUAUACAAUUCUGAAAAAAAAAGUAGCAUGUCUUCUUUUUAA